AGAGGCAAACAACCCUCCCAUAUAACCGUUGCUUAGAGUCACAGAGUUAAAACGCCGCUGCUGCUCUCUACUCUGCACAACCAUGACUUUACUUUUACGACCAGAAUGAGAAGAAACAUCUGUAUAAGGAGGAGUAAUGUUCAGGCACUCUGAGGAGAAGAAAAGUGGGAUCCUGUGGCUAGAUGGUCACUUUAAAGCACCUGAGUGUGAAGGACCAUGACGAGGGCAGUGAUCCACAGCUUGCGGAAGCAGGAAGCGCUGAGACUGCCGGCACCAGACACAGGAGGGCAGAGUCCAGUGAAUUCUUCCUCAACCAGCAGAAAAACUUUGCUCUCAGCCUUGUCCUGCUUCUGAGCUGCUACUCAGCACUUCUUAUCCCUGCCUAUCUGCCUACUCAGCAAGCUACCAGGAAUGAGAGGACCACCCAGGAGUCUAUGGUUCUGCUGAACCGAUCUGCAGCCCUGCUGUCUCAGAAGUGCCGCAGUGGUUGGAGCACAGCUAAGCUCAAUGCAGUGCCUCAGUUCCGCAGCCUGCUGGAAAUCCCUGUGUUCCUGCAGAACAGAACAGGACACUGGGAGCUGGAGCCUCCACUGGGCCUGCAGGGCUGUGAGGAAAGCCUGGCCCAUUCUCUCAAAGCUCUACCAGACUCUGGACUACCUUCCUCUCCAAAGAACUGUAGGAGGUGUAUGGUGGUUGGGAGCGGCGGAGUUUUACAUGGCAAACAGCUCGGAGCCCAUAUUGAUAAACAUGACAUCAUCAUCAGGAUGAACAAUGCUCCAGUAUUUGGUUUUGAGAAAGAUGCCGGCUCAAGAACCACCAUUCGGCUGAUGUAUCCUGAAGGAGCCCCCUUCUCUAAGCGGGAAUACCAGAAGACAGAUAUAAUCGCUUUAGUCGCUUUUAAAAGCCUGGAUAUAAAGUGGCUAACCUCGGUUGUGACCAGAAAGCCAUUGAGCUGGUGGUCUAAACUGUGGUUCUGGAGGAAUGUAGUAAAUGAAAUUCCACUUCAGCCAGAAAACUUUCGCAUCCUCAACCCUGAAAUUUUGAAGAGGACAUGGCAUGUCCUCACUUGCACAAAACAACAAAGAAAGACGGUUCCUACCCUGGGGAUCAGUGCGGUGGUGCUGGCGCUGCAGCUGUGUGAUGAAGUGAGCCUUGCAGGUUUUGGUUAUGACCUUCAGCAGCCUGGAGCUUUACUGCACUACUAUGAGACGCUGCGCAUGGAUGCCAUGAUGACACAAGUAGUGCAUGAUGUCAGAGCAGAGAGCAGCUUACUGAAGGAGCUGGUUAAAGCCGGAGUUGUGAAUGACCUCACAGGUGCGCUAUGAUGAUCUCACACCUCUUUGGCAACAGACAGUUUCCUGCAGCCUUUCUGAAUCAGGACUAUUAUUAGAAACUAAGAGAACAUGGAAAAGAUGUGAGUUUCAACAGCAAGAUGCACAACACAAAAAUGCAAAUCACAUUUAUGGACACAAACGCUGAACGAAAUAGCAGCACUCCAUUUCUGGUCACCUUCAAAUGACCUAGGAGUCAUUUCGUAAUGAAGUUUCCGUGGUGUGUAUUGUUCGUUUAAAGCAGUAAAGCAGUAUUAUUAUAAUGCAUGCAGCAUUUAUAUUAUUAUGUUCAGUUAGCUAUUUCAAUAUGUUGUAUGUAAAUCUACCUAAUAAAUUUAAUACAACUCUCGGAAAA
This is a messenger RNA of Astyanax mexicanus (Mexican tetra), 1686 nucleotides long. RefSeq names its product ST3 beta-galactoside alpha-2,3-sialyltransferase 7 (gene st3gal7). Gene Ontology annotation, molecular function: lactosylceramide alpha-2,3-sialyltransferase activity. Lineage: Eukaryota; Metazoa; Chordata; Actinopteri; Characiformes; Acestrorhamphidae. The transcript is spliced from 7 exons. Bases 183 to 1325 code for a protein of 380 amino acids. The record is from RefSeq and is a predicted model, not a curated record.